UAGUCAGGAUCACGAGGUCAGUACAGUAGUAUGCGCAUCAGAAGCAAAUCAGUUUUUAUCCAUUUUCAUUCAUCAGUAAAAGAUUUCUUCUAUGAGUUUUCUAGCAAACGAUGUGGAGCUUUUGCAUCAGUAUCCUCUGUAUUAAUGGCAGCAAGCUUGACACAGGCCCUUAUGGUCUGACCUUCUGGGUCGUGACAGAGCACUGAUACACAACAUGAAGCCAAUUACUGGAAACAGCCUUGCUUUGACCGGAUAACCUUUAAAUGAAGGCCACUAUAACAUCGCUCAUCAGAGCUCAUCAUUCUGUCUAAUUAGCUACUUAUAUUUUUGAGCAAUGAUACUAUGGAAUGAUGGUUGCAUAACAAUUCAGCAGCAUGAGUUUCAUAACAUUCUUUUAAACUGGAUCAAAGCAAUGUGUGGUGCUGCUGUGCUUUGCAUUCUUCUGUGUUGCCACUAGGUGGUUUCACUGAACGUGCUCAAAGUCAUUAGUCACUAUGGCUCACUAUGGCUCACUAUGGCAACCCUAGUACACAAAAGAGUCCAAUGGACUCCUCUGGGAGAGGAUAUGAGCAUAUUAGGGAAUUCCUAAAGGUAGGCCUUUGAAAUCCUUUGUUGUUUCAGAGUUUUUUAGAAUAUUUAAUUUGCAUUGAUAGAACAAAUGAAUAAUUUGCUUAAUAGAAUGUCAUUAUUAAUGGUACUUGAGUUAUAUACAGUCCCUUGUUGCAGAAGGACGAUGGCAUCUGUAUAUCAGCUCUCCAGUAGUCAAAGUGUCGUCCCUGUGCUUAUGGGGAAGGAUAGGAACGUCACCCUAGUAGUGGACACGUCUGAGGCUAUGACUGCUAUUCUGGGAUCAGUGAAGAACCUGAUUAUUCAGACUCUACUUGCCAAAGCUUCACUCAGGAACUCCCUCUUUAACAUCAUCAGCUUUUCAUAUAAGGUAACACCAUGGUCCAAUCAUAUGAUCCCUUGUGCCCCUGAUACGGUGUAUGAGGCCCUUAGCUGGAUCCACACGCUCAGGACCAGCCCUGGAGACGAUCUCCUCACGGCACUCACCACUGCAUUCUCUGACCCUGCCUGUCAGUCUGUCCACCUGGUGACCAGCAGUCUCCCAGACAACCCUGAGACAUGUCUGAGUGGUCUGUCUUCCUGUGGGACACGCCCUGUGCACACAUUUUACAUAGCGGAAACCCAGGCCUUGGACAGUGACACUUUGGACUUUCUGAAGUGCUUGAACUCUGCCACCAGAGGGCGCUGUUAUAAGUUGUCUCUAAACACAGACAGCACAGCAGAGCAGGUCACUCUCUUGCACUCAGCAGAACAUCAGAUUCAAAACGCAUCACACACAGAGGACAGAUGCUGCCAGGCCUUGCAUUACAACCCCAUGCAUGCAGCCUAUCUGUCACCAUACUGGUGUUCUCUUAGAAAUCCCUUCACUACGACACCAUGUAUUUCAGCAAGGGUGAUGGGAGGGGUCGAGUUCUUUCCAGGCUGUCGUGUCUUGGCAAGGAGAGAAGCAGAUGGGUUCUACUACCUGGGCACAAUUGUACACCAGCUACAGGACAGAGGAGGAGUCUUUAUGGUGCUGUUUGAUAAGGUAGCACUCAGAAUGGACACCAACUCAGAAAUAACACUGCCCCAGCCAACAUGCCAGCCUGAUAUGGUCAGUAUAACCCAGGCAUAUGGACACAGUAUAGUGCCUGGCGACGCCGUGUUGGCACCCUUUGAACCGCAGAUGAGCAGAUACGGACCUGGCCGGAUAGUUUCAGGCAUGGAGCUAAGAGAUCCGCUGAAGGGUGGAGAAGGAGAUGGGCUGAUGGUACUCUUCUGGAAUGGAGUCAGAAUGCACAUACCCAAAAACCUAGCUGUGUGGAUACCAGCCUCUCACCAUGAGCGAAUCAUCAGGGAAAUGCCACAUUACCCAUUUAGAACAUAUUGCUUAAGCCACAGUCACUGUAAUCAAAUUAACUGGACACCAGGCUGCUGCAUGCAUCAGUGUAUCCCAGCAGCUUCUUCCAUGUGUCUUUGUCCAGUCAAAAGCUACCCCCCCUUGGCCUCAUCCUACCUCAUGAAAAAACAGGAAAAGGAGGUGAAAGCUGACCAACAGAAGGAGCUGCACAGCACUCAAGAGACAAAGAUACCUUCACCAUCAUCAAGCUCAAGUGAGAACGAAGAGGAAAAUGAAAUGUUUUCCACAGGUUCUGAGUUGGUGAGCCGCUCAGUGAACACAGACAUAUCUUGUCUGAAAAGAGCCUACACUGAACCAGAGAGCAGACCUGCCUGGAGGUACUGGAGAAGAGGAGCUCCAGAGCCACAUCACAAACAACCAGGGAGAGUGACCAAAUCACCAAAUGUAAGCAACUCUUGGUCUGAAAAAAUCAGAUAUCCUGGAUAUCCCUCAUCCAAUUCUACGACCACCAAUCACAGCUCAUUAUUUGAACAGGUUCCUGAUUCUGUGAGAAAGGGUAUAACAGUAAGAGAGAUAUUUGCCUGGACUGAACCGCCACCACCCUCUAAAGCUGUAUCUCCACUGGCGUUUGCAUUGAGCAAAAUUUCAGCUAAACCAACGUUAUAAGCGAUGUUAAAAUCUAAUCAGUAAAACUGGAAUUGAAUAAAAAUGUAUGAGUGGGCAUGUUAAUAUUUUGUCAGGAGUUUUAAAAGAGUACAUGUACAAUAAAUUCCACAAAGAAAUACUGUGGUA
Pygocentrus nattereri (red-bellied piranha) is the source of this 2698-nucleotide messenger RNA. RefSeq names its product chromosome 7 C11orf16 homolog (gene c7h11orf16). The transcript has 7 exons. The record is from RefSeq and is a predicted model, not a curated record. Lineage: Eukaryota; Metazoa; Chordata; Actinopteri; Characiformes; Serrasalmidae. Bases 659 to 2572 code for a protein of 637 amino acids.